Molecule: messenger RNA, 2415 nt
Organism: Drosophila subobscura
Lineage: Eukaryota; Metazoa; Arthropoda; Insecta; Diptera; Drosophilidae
Product: nuclear cap-binding protein subunit 1
Exons: 4
Coding region: 128-2392 (754 amino acids)
Biological process (GO): mRNA export from nucleus; nuclear-transcribed mRNA catabolic process, nonsense-mediated decay
Cellular component (GO): nucleus; nuclear cap binding complex
Molecular function (GO): RNA cap binding; mRNA binding; protein binding
Source: RefSeq, a predicted model, not a curated record
AAUAUUGUCUUGACCGGUGAACAUCAGGCUGUGAAAAUAAAUAAAAUUAACAGAGAACAAAGUAAGCUGAAAAGAUUAUUGUCAGCAAGUCAGUCAAUUAUUAUCCAGUCCAAGAGAAACAAAAACAAUGUCCGAGCGUUUCCGCAAGCGUGGGCGUGAGUCUCCGGAAACUGUUCCCGCAAAGCGUCUCAGGCAGUACGAUGCCACCGAAAAUCGUAUUGAAACCAUUGAGAUGUUGAUGGCCCAAGUAGGCGCAUUCAAUGUCGUCGGCGUCUUGUUGCGCAUCCAGCAACUGGAAUUGCUGAUCAGCGAAUGCCUGCCCGACGACAAGGAGCAGGUGCUGGCUAUUCUCAAACGCUAUGUGAACCGGCCCCCCAGCCACGCCACCAGCUCCUACGCAACCAUUGUGGGACUCCUCAACGUUGGCUUUUACCCAAUCAUUGCCGAGUGCCUCGGCGCCUUGAUGCAGGCCCUUCAGAAAGCACUCCUCAAAGGCAAGUGGGAGAAGGCACGCGGCCUGCUGCACUUCUUCACGGAGCUCUACAACUGCAAUGUCAUCAACGGCUCCUCGAUAUUGCGCCUCUACCUGACAUUCGCCCUGCAGUGUGUGGCAGAUGAAAUGGAUGGGCUUGUUCCGCAGCUGCGCAGCGACUUUUUUGCGUACUGCGUGAUCACUGCACUGCCUCUGAUCGGGCGAGAUCUUCAGCUGAGUGGUGAAUCCUUUGAACAUUUGAUCACCACGCUGCACAUCUACAUGCAGAAGCGCAAACAGUCCAAUGGAGUCCUGCUCAGCAUAUUCGAGGACACCGACCAGCAGGAGGACUACCUGGACACAUUCUGGCUGCAGAUCAUUCAUCUACGCCAAAACAAUUGGCUUAAACACGAUGGACGGCGUCCAUCCAUGUUCUUUGACAUCAAACUGUGUUCUUCCUUGCAGCACGAUCUGCCGGAGUUGGACAUGCCGGAGGUUAAUCUGGUGCUUGAGUACCCGCGCCCCUGGGUGGUCUUCCGCAUCUUCGACAUCGAAUACCUGGACAUUGAAUUACCUUCCACCAGCACCGAGCGCUACCAUCUCGAGUGCGAGAUCCUGGAGAUAUUCCAGCAAACCUGCAUGGAUCGAAAGGUCUGCGCCGACAGUCUGGUGACUUUAAUCGAUCGAAAUUCCGGCGGGCUUGCCGCUCACUGCGUCGUGGAGGUCAUCCUCGGACAGAUGCUGGCGCUGCCCAAGUCGCCGCAGAUCACCUUGGCCUACGGCAGCGUCCUGGUGGAGAUGUGCAAGCGUCGUCCCAACAUUAUGCACAAGGUGAUUGCCGAGGCCACGCUGGUUUUCAUCAGUAAGAUGAGCUCCUUGCGUGUGGCCUGCUUCGAUCGGCUGGUUAACUGGCUCUCCCACUACAUGAGCAACUUUAGCUUUGCCGCGGGCUGGAAACAUUGGGAGCCUUUCUUCACGGACUCUAGCAUCGAUUGCGAGCUCAAUCCCCUAGCGAUUUUCAUGCGGGAACUGCUCAAGAAAUGCGUUAGAUUGAGCUUCCACGAAGCUAUACGCCAGACCGUGCCGGUCUCGCUGCACAAGUACAUGCCGCCAUUCCCGAAUGCUCUCGUCCCGUAUUUCGAUAGCGAAACGCCCACCGGCCAGCUGGCCCAAGAAUUAAACAAAGAGUUGCGCAUGAAGCGCACAAACCCAGAGAAGAUUGAAGAAAUACUGGCACGCAGCGAGUUGGACAAACAGCCCAAGAUUCACGUGUUGAUCACGUGUGUCCUACGCAUGGGCUGCGCCUCAUUCACCCACACAUUUGCCGCCCUGAAAAUCAUGAAGACAGUGCUCUCGGAUUUAGUCACCAACGAGGAGGACAGCCACUCCAUCCUGUCUGGACUCGUCGACCUGUGGGUCACCAACGAACAGUUCCAGUACGUGGUGGCGGAGAAACUGCUGAGAAUGAAUAUCGUCCAGGCCAAGUACAUAGUGUCUUGGAUCUUUACGCCGAGGCUGAAAAAAGAUCUGACCAAAAUGUAUUUGUGGGAGCUGCUGUACGCGGUUAUGCGCCACAUCAAGAAUCCCGAGCGGGGGCCAAUCGUUCUAGACGAUGAAAGUGACUUCGGCUUCAAGCAUCUCAUGCUGGAUGCUGUUCUUCGCAUUGUCAAGGCCCUGAAUGUUUCCUUCGAGGAAAACAAGUCGGCCGUCCACCAUCUGGACGAUGAUUAUUGGUUCAAGUGGAUGCUGGGCAGACUUGAGGACUUUCUGUUCGUUCAUUUCAACGAUUUGAACAAAAUCAAGAGCAGACUCAUUAAAAUGUGCACUGGUCCCAAUAUGUGCGAGCCCGCCGUGAAGAUUAUUCAACGUUUUCUCGCCAUCUGCUUGAAAUCAAAACCCGAGCCUAAUGCAUCUCCAUAAUGUUGAUGGUUCCUCUCUUCACA